Molecule: messenger RNA, 471 nt
Organism: Rhodofomes roseus
Lineage: Eukaryota; Fungi; Basidiomycota; Agaricomycetes; Polyporales; Fomitopsidaceae
Exons: 1
Coding region: 1-471 (156 amino acids)
Source: RefSeq, a predicted model, not a curated record
AUGGCCCCUUUCCGCGUUUCCUACGUGCCGCAGCUGCCGUGGGAGCUAUCCUUCUCUCCUCUGCUGGCCGGGGGCGCGCCCCCAUCAACGUCGCCGCGUUUGCCACUCUCACCGCGUAUCGACUCAGCACAGUCUAGCCCUCGUCUACCGCUAGUCUCCUCGACCUCUAUCGAAAGGACACCGACCCGGUCGCGCUUGAAACGAUCAAAGCUGCUACCGUCACCCACCCCAAAACCCACUGCUAGGCCCUCUCGCAGCCCCAUCCUCAACUUGAUCAAGCUUUUGGAGCGCAUGGACGAUGAUAUCUCCUGCGAGGUGCAGCGCGUCCGCGAGAGCAUCCGGGAGACACGGGCACUCGUGAAGGAGGUCAAGAGCGAGCAGAGACUUCGUUCGUCGGAGUUCCUCGCUCAGCGCGACAAGGAAGACAGGGAGACGAAGGGAAUCAACGAUGAAUUUUGGCUGGGAGUUUGA